Labeo rohita (rohu) is the source of this 2810-nucleotide messenger RNA. RefSeq names its product cytosolic phospholipase A2 gamma. Gene Ontology annotation, biological process: glycerophospholipid catabolic process. The record is from RefSeq and is a predicted model, not a curated record. The transcript is spliced from 16 exons. Gene Ontology annotation, cellular component: nuclear envelope; nucleoplasm; cytosol. The coding region runs from base 326 to 2065 and encodes 579 amino acids. Gene Ontology annotation, molecular function: calcium-dependent phospholipid binding; calcium ion binding. NCBI's taxonomy places the organism in Eukaryota, Metazoa, Chordata, Actinopteri, Cypriniformes, Cyprinidae.
CACAGCAAGACCAGUUUCAUGAUCUCACAUUUUUUUACACGCUUUUUCCUCAGUCUGACAGAAGACUGUUAAACGCUUGUUUUGGAUAUUUUGGGUACCAGGGAAGACCUGCGUUUUGGGUGUUAGACUACUUUGCUGACCAGUUGUUGUGUUACCAGACAAAACAGAUAUUUUCUGACAGGAUCUGGCAUCUGGGGCUGGACCUUAAUUAUCUGGCGUGGAAACAUGUUGAUAUCUAGACUUUAGUUUCAGAGUCCUACAGAGAGCAUUUUCAGCCUGAUCUGAGAGAAAACGGUUACUGUUGCUACAAGAUGAGUCAAGAAUAAUGGAAAAAUCCAAAUCUAUGGAAGAAUGCGUAAUGUGCUCAGAUUUGCAGAAUGAUAAACACGGUGAGGUGAGAAUCAAACACUCUCUGAAUAAGAAGGAGGAGGAGUUUGUAGUCAAAAGGAGAGAAGCUGUUUUUCAAAGUUUGCAGAAACUCAAGAUACACUGCAGUCAGGAUGAGGUGCCUCGCAUUGCAUUACUGGGUUCUGGAGGAGGACAAAGAGCCAUGGUGGGUUUGUUGGGAUCUCUGGUUCAGCUUGAUAAAGCGGGUCUUCUGGACUGCAUCCUUUAUCUGAGCGGAGUCUCUGGAUCCACCUGGUGCAUGGCCUCCUUAUACCAAGAACCAGACUGGUCCACCAAUCUAAAGAUCGUGAAAGACAAAAUCAUCAAGAGACUCAGUGGACCACGAGUCAGCUUGACAGAUGCAUUGGCCAAACUGAAGAAAUAUUACUAUGAGAAUGACAUCUUCAGCUUGACUGACAUCUGGGCAGUGAUGGCCAUCACAGAAUAUGUGAAAGAGAUUGACGAACACACACUCACAGAUCAGCAGGACCAGCACAAUAAAGACCCGCUUCUCAUCUACACAGUGAUUGACGUUCAGUCCAAACAGUGCAGAGAUGGAGACGCCUGGUUUGAGAUCAGUCCAUAUGAAGCAGGUUAUUCCCUCACUGGAGCGUUUGUGAAAGCGUCCAGCUUUGGCAGCCAGUUUGACAAUGGCUGUAAGAUCAAGGACCAGCCUGAAAUGGACAUGCUGUACCUGCAAGCUCUGUGUGGCAGCUCUUUUGCUGAUGGAGAGGAGAAUAAAAAAUUCAUCUGGAAACAAAUAAGAGAUUUCUUUAAUCUCUCACUUGGAGCAAACACUGGUAUGUUUGAGGAAAUUAAUAAAGAUUCAAACUGCCCACCUGUAGACAAGUGUUCCCAGGUGCUCAUGGAUCUUGCUGACAUGAAUCUCUCUGUUUUGAAUGGCACUGAUCCUCGUGCUCUUGAUGAAUCCAUCAGAACAACCCUGAAAGAGCUCACUGGAGACAAACAUCAGCUUGAUUUUCAAGUGCAAAAACUGAAUUUUGCUGAUGAAGAAGCUGCAAAACUGUAUAUGAAACAGUAUACAAUCGAUGUAUGCAACUAUUUAAGUAGUUGGUUCAGUUUCUGGCCAUUCGAUGUUUGCUUGAGCAUUUGUAGGUGCGCUGCUCUGUGGAUCUGGGGCAGAAAAUAUGACUUUCUCCACAACAUGACAGAUAAAACCGUGCCUGCCACUCUUCUGGAAAGUGAGACGAGAGACUAUAUAGAUGCCGGACUGUUGCUAAACUCACCCUACUUCUCAGUGCUGAGAGAAGAAAGAAACAUUGACCUCAUCAUUUCCCUGGAUUUCAGUGAAGGCGAUCCUUUUGCGACAGUGAGGGAAACCACUGAUAUGUGCAAGAAACAAAACAUCCCUUUCCCUGAAGUCAACAUUCCCAAUGUAGAGGUGCAGAAACAGAAGGACUUCUAUGUGUUCAAAGGUCAAAACGCUCCAACCGUGAUUCUCAUCCCUCUGUUUAAUGUGGUCAGCUGUGGAGAAGAAGUUGAGAACUGGAGGAACAAAUAUUGCACCUGUCAAAGUUCUUACAGCACUGAGAUGAUCACUGAUCUUAUGGAGGUUGCUGGGAAAAACAUCUCAAACAACAGAGAGAAACUGAAGGAGGAGAUUCAUGCAGUCAUUGAGCAGAAAAGAUCCAAACAAAUGAAACUAUUAACAGUCUAAUCUGCUAAACUGAAAUUAAUUUCUCUGUCUUAAAUUUACAUGACUUUUUUUGUAAAAGCAUUUUGUGUGUCAGCUGUUUGUUUGUUUAAUGUUUCUGUCAUCUGAAUCUGUCUUUAAUAAACAAAUUAACAAUAACAGACAUGAUUACAACUACAUGUAUGAAGGUAAUGUUGUACUACCUUGGUUUUGGUAAAACCCUUUUAAACCCCCAAAUGUAUUAAAUGAAAAUGACAAGAGUCACAUGUGAUGUUUCCAGAUUCCACAAGUCCACUUCCAAAACAAAGAUUUACAGAUGAUGUACUCACCCCCUUGUCAUCCAAGAUGUUCAUGUCUUUCUGUCUUCAGUCAUGAAGAAAUUAUGUUUUUUGAGGAAAACAUUUCUGCAUUUUUCUCCAUAUAAUGGACUGAUAUGGUGAUAAUGAUGAAAAAUUUGGGAUUGUUUGAAGCCACAUUUAAACUGCAUUUUGGAAGUCCAAAAUCGGGGCACCAUAUCAGCAUACCAUAUCAGUAAAUUAUUUGUAAAUUGUUGUUCUGGAACUGGAGUUCUCCUUUAAACUGACAUAGAUAUUCAUUCAGCAGUUUAAUCAAACAGGCCAAAACCCAUGUCUUCAUCAGACUCCUCGAACUGUUAAAUGUUAACAGUUAAUCAUUCUAAUUUGCUGAUUUGUUGCUCAAACAUUGAAACAUUUUUCAUGAUUAUCAAUGUUAAAAAUGGUUGUGAUUUAUCAAAUUAUUUUCAGACUUU